AAAUUUCCUCGACUUUAUUCCACGACAACAUUAUUGAAUCAACGCAGUAAAAGGGCCCAAACGAACCAAAAAUUCUUUGAUAAAAACCCUAAAGAGUAAAGACAAAACGCCACCGAAAGCUUCCAACACUUACUUAUUUUCACUCAGUACUCACUCCAAUUAUAACUUCAACGCAGAUCGCCCAGCAGCAUGCUUCAACCGGAAAACCAAGACCUCUACCGCUUCUUCACAGGCAACGGCGCCUUCAUCAACGUCGGAGUGCCAUACGGUUUCCCUGCAAACUGUGAUGAUCAGUUUCCUGCCGGCGGGAUGCAAAGCUUCUGUAGUACUUCCAGCUCGUAUUAUCCCAGCUUGGAGGUGUCGGGUUUAUUAAAUUCGCCACCGCAGGAUAGAGCACUUGCCGCCCAGAAGAAUCAUAAAGAGGCUGAGAAGAGGAGGAGAGAGAGAAUCAACUCCCAUCUCGAUAAACUGAGGAGUCUUCUUCCUUGUAAUUCUAAGACAGACAAAGCUUCAUUACUGGCAAAGGUGGUCGAACGUGUUAAAGAGCUGAAAGAACAAACGUCACAAAUCACGGAACUGGAAACCUUCCCUUCCGAAACUGAUGAAAUCACCGUACUCUCUGGUGACCACAGUGAUGGCAGGUUAAUAUUCAAAGCCUCGUUGUGCUGUGAAGACCGCACCGACUUGAUGCCAGACCUUAUCGAGAUUCUAAAAUCUCUUCAUUUGACAACUCUAAGAGCAGAGAUGGCCACUCUCGGCGGAAGAAUUCGAAAUGUUCUUAUUGUCGCCGCGGAUAAAGAUCACAGCAUUGAAUCAGUACAUUUCUUGCAAAAUGCCUUGAAAUCUUUGCUCGAGCGUUCAAGUUCUAGUGAUAAGUCCAAAAGGCGACGCACAUUAGACCGCAAAAUAGUUAUGUAACUGUGAUUGCUCGAUCGUACUCCAUUUCAUAUUUUUGUCAUUAGCUUUUGCGUUUAAUAUACGAGAAGUGUUACCACUACAAAUAGGUUUCAAGAAAUAAAUCUACCAACUUGACAUAAUGGUUUUAUAUUACACGUUAGAUCUAUUAUAUAAUAGAAAUAAAUAUAUAAUCUAACGUAUUAUAUAAAAUCAUGUCAGUUUGUAUGUUUAUUUUUAGAAUCUUUUUUAUAGUUAAAACAUUUCUCUACGCAGGUAUGUUAUCU
Molecule: messenger RNA, 1181 nt
Organism: Juglans regia (Persian walnut)
Lineage: Eukaryota; Viridiplantae; Streptophyta; Magnoliopsida; Fagales; Juglandaceae
Product: transcription factor bHLH106
Exons: 2
Coding region: 190-918 (242 amino acids)
Biological process (GO): regulation of DNA-templated transcription
Molecular function (GO): DNA-binding transcription factor activity; protein dimerization activity
Source: RefSeq, a predicted model, not a curated record